AUGUUCUAUCGUCUUCCGCUCGUGUGCCUUUGUGUUGUUGGCGGCAUCAGCCCCGCAGCAGCAUCCGAGCUUUGCAAAACCUCCGCGCUGGUGCAGAAGGCCCUGCAUCGGGUACAUCGCGAAGCGGAUCGUCUCUCUGUGCAGGAGUGUCCACCUCUUGUGCAACCUGAGAGUGCUUGCACCGCAGCGGCAGAAGACAUCGGCUUCAUCAAUGCUACGGAAUCCGGCACUCCUGGCGCCUGCAUCCUGUGGCAGGAGUCAGGGAACAUCACCUUGCAAGACAUGGACGAGGCAUUCUCCGGGAUGGUAAUGGACUCCUUGGCCACAAGAUGCAAAAGCUGCCUUGAUCCCUCAACUUCCUGUGAGCAUGCGCCGGGCAUCUCUUGCUACCACGGUGUGGCCUCCGCAGAGGUCUCGUUUUAUGCCCAAUGUCACCAAAACUGCCCUGAGGUCGAGUCGUGGGCUUGUAGCAUCUUCUGGGACACACCUGACUCAGAGCUUGAGAACAGCACAGAAGCUCUUCUAACCCUCAGCCGAGAUGUCACUGUCCCAAAGUCAGCCGGCAGCUUGAGUUCUACGGACACAGCCGAAGGCAGAGAUGCCCUUGGAGGUGUGCUUUCUCAAGUUUCCUCCGUUCAGAACCGGUCUCUUCUAUCUUUCCGCGAUGGUCGCGCUCGCCGCUCCUCCCGCUGCUGGGGCAGCGUCGUGGAUUCAGCCAUUUGUGGCUUCAAGACCAUCGAGGACGGCGCGAUCUGUGGCUGGAACCAAGGCAAGAAGUGCAAGUAUGGCCGGCGCAGGAGGUGGAGCGGCUUUAAGGGAUGUGACUUCUGGAAAACCGCCAAGAACUGCAAGGUCGCGGCCAGCUGUGAUGUCUCGCUGGACGUGCCAAGCUGUUUGGGAGAUCUCUUUCAGGAGGUCAGCAACCCAUACAGGGAGUAUGCCGAGUACAUCUCUAACACCGGCUGCAGCAGCGUGUCCUCCUGCAAAAGCGCCGUGGAGGAUGGCCUCGCCGAUGUGUGGGAGCUCGUGUACAGCUCCACACAGUCGGGUAUUCUCAACCUGAUGAGAAGUGGCACGGAGCAAUUUGGUGAUGUGGCGCCUACUCUUGUCGCCAGGGCCAAGCAGAGUGCCGGCAGCCUCCUGGACGGCUUGGACACGGCGACCUCAGAGGUUCGGGAAUUCCUCAACGGCGUCUUCGGCAGCUUUCAGAAGCAUGACCUCGGGCAGGUCUGCACACCGACAGAUGUGGGUUUUUGGUAUUAUGUUCCAACGGACUGUGGCUUCUUCGAGAAGUUCGGGAACAUCUUCUCAAGCCCCUCUGCUGCAGACUCCAACUGGGGUGAUGCUGUGGACCGGCUCAGGGAGUGCACGAUGAAGACUGGCGCCUUCGCCUUUCCGACCCCCUUUCUCGACUUCCGCGUUCAGGAAUUCUGCCUUCCCACGGAGGUGCAGACCCCCAUCGAGUACAUCCUCGGGGUCUUCAAGUUUGGUGCCAACGGCGCGACCAGUCUCGUCAGCCACUUCGAAACCAUCGCCGCGAAGGUGCAAGGCUUGGUGAGCUCUGCCGGCUUGGACCUGAUGCAGAUCGGGCAGCAGAUGAAGAUUCGGAGGGACGCACAACGACAGCUCGCCCUUGCCCAGACCCGGGGAAAUGCCUCCUCUGGUGUCUGGCACCGCUGUGCUUGCGAAGGACGUUAUCACCCCACCAACCCCGACUGUGGGCUGGGGGGCACCUGCCAGUGCAAUGGACAGGUCCGGUACGGCUACGGCAACCAGUG
This is a messenger RNA of Symbiodinium sp. CCMP2456, 1778 nucleotides long. The record is from the annotation of a GenBank genome assembly. NCBI's taxonomy places the organism in Eukaryota, Dinophyceae, Suessiales, Symbiodiniaceae.